GAUUUGGGGGGAAAACCCCCAAGUUGGCAGCACUGGUUAAAGUCCAAUUUUAUAUCUUUUUUUAAGUGACUGAAGAGUUGAUUAAAGUUCAAAAAUAUUUAAAAUUGAAACAAUUCAUAAAUUAAUUUAUUAUUGGUGAAUCACGGUGUACAUAUAAAGAUAAAAUGUUUUUACGCAAAGUUGUUAACAAUGCUAAGCGUUUGGCUCCUAAUGUGCGAGCCAUGGCCAGUCAAGGCCCCCUAGUCGAUUUAACAGUUGACAACGAUGGAGUAUCUAUAAUGACGAUGCAAAGACCACCGGUCAACAGCCUUAACCUUGAUUUACUUAGAGAAUUAAGCAAAUCUCUUGAUGAAGUAGCAAAAAAUAAAAGCAGAGGAUUAAUAUUAACAUCAUCAUCACCAACAGUCUUUUCAGCUGGAUUAGAUAUAAUGGAAAUGUAUAAGCCUGAUUUUAAGAGAGCUGAAGAAUUUUGGACAACAUUACAGGAUGUUUGGUUUAAAUUAUUUGGUUCAAACUUUGUAACAGCAGCAGCUAUUAAUGGCCAUGCUCCAGCUGGUGGAUGUUUGUUAGCUAUGUCAUGUGAAUACCGAGUCAUGGUACAAGGUAAAUUCACAAUUGGACUUAAUGAAACUGCCUUAGGUAUAGUAGCACCGACAUGGUUCAUGGACACUAUGUGUCAUACCAUUCCUGUGCGGGAAGCAGAGUAUGCUCUCACUACUGCUCGGAUGUUCACAGUUGAUGAAGCUUUAAAGGUUCGUCUAGUUGAUGAGAGUGCAGCAGAUAAAGCGGAUGCCAUCAAUAAAUGCAAAAGUUUUAUCAAGAAAUUUGAAAGAAUCCCUCCAUUGGCUAGAUCUAUAACAAAACAGAAAAUACGUCAAGCUCCUAUAAAGAACCUUCAAGAAAACCGUAAAGCUGACUGUGAAGAAUUUUUAACUUAUCUUAAAAACCCAAAAGUUCAACAAAGCCUUGACAUGUAUAUUCAGUCGUUAAAAAAGAAAGCCACCAAUUAAUGUCAAAGAGAUGCGAAAAAAUAAUAAAACCUUGUCAAUAAGGUAUAGAAUAAGGUGCAAUGUUAUGUUUUCAAUAUUUGUGUGAGUAAGCUCCAGUAUAGUAGCUUAUUGUUAACCCCAUGCUACCUGUAUGGUGAAGUAAUUACGAGCAUGAGGCAUAUAAUGACAUCAACAGAGUGAGCGAUCACUUCUCGCAGUGCCAGUGUCUCUGUCCCUUAUACCAUCAGUAGUCCAUUUUACCUUCUCAAAUUAAAUUAAAAAAAAAGUGUUUAUCAAUUCAUACACAUUGUAUGUAAUAAGAAUUAAUGUAUUGUUGAUAUAAUCAAUAUUAUAUAUGUUAUAUUUUAAAUUUGUUAAUUUAUGGAUACAACUUAUACAAAGUAUUUUAUAAUUACAGUAUUUUUGUAUUCGUAUUGGAUUAAUUUAAUAAUAAAAGUUAAAAAAAAAAUCCCCAAAAAUAUUUUAAUCAUUAAAAAUCAUCUCCCAAAAGUGCAGCUGUUUCAGGGUCAACCGUUUCGGUCAUAUUCAUCUGCAUAUCUGUCCAUUCCUCACGCUGGUUAUCUAUGUAGUAAUAUAUUUCUAGGAUUCUGUC
This is a messenger RNA of Nymphalis io (European peacock), 1602 nucleotides long. Its product is annotated as enoyl-CoA delta isomerase 1, mitochondrial-like. Gene Ontology annotation, molecular function: enoyl-CoA hydratase activity. The coding region runs from base 165 to 1010 and encodes 281 amino acids. The record is from RefSeq and is a predicted model, not a curated record. The transcript is spliced from 5 exons. Gene Ontology annotation, cellular component: mitochondrion. Gene Ontology annotation, biological process: fatty acid beta-oxidation. Lineage: Eukaryota; Metazoa; Arthropoda; Insecta; Lepidoptera; Nymphalidae.